Molecule: messenger RNA, 831 nt
Organism: Morus notabilis
Lineage: Eukaryota; Viridiplantae; Streptophyta; Magnoliopsida; Rosales; Moraceae
Product: ferredoxin-1
Exons: 6
Coding region: 108-683 (191 amino acids)
Molecular function (GO): iron-sulfur cluster binding
Source: RefSeq, a predicted model, not a curated record
ACGCAAGCACUGGAUCAUCGCCACCUCCUUCAAAUCCAUUAUCCUCACCCCUACCGCGUCACAGAAUCAGAGAGUCACGGAGUCACAGACAGAAAGCAAACGAUCCAAUGGAGCUUGCAGUUCCCUGCAAUUCCUGCAAUUGGAUUCACCGGAAACCGGAUUUCUACCGGAAAACGAUGCCGCUGAAGAGCAGAACUUUUCCCUUCAACGCCUCAAAAUGCCGCCGCAAAACGACGUCGGAACUCCAAUCGACGGUCGGAGUUACCGGCUCAGCCGGUGGCAGCUACUCCCCUGCGAAUACCAUUCCGACUCACAAGGUCACCGUUCACGACAGACAGAGAGGAGUCGUUCACGAGUUCCUCGUUCCGGAGGACCAAUAUAUAUUGCAUACGGCUGAGGCUCAGAACAUCUCUCUUCCAUUUGCUUGCAGGCACGGUUGUUGUACCAGCUGUGCCGUACGUGUAAAGUCUGGACAACUUAGACAGCCUGAAGCCCUGGGAAUAUCGGCUGAAUUGAAAGAGAAGGGUUAUGCACUUCUUUGCGUAGGUUUUCCGUCGUCAGAUCUCGAAGUGGAAACACAAGAUGAGGAUGAGGUUUAUUGGCUUCAAUUUGGAAGAUAUUUUGCGAGAGGACCUAUUGAUAGAGACGACUAUGCAUUGGAGUUAGCUAUGGCUGAUGAGUAAGCAAGAUAGAGAAAUGAUUCGGGAGUCGGGGAUCUCUACGGAACGAAUGUGCAGAUUUUAUUUUUUUCUGUCUCAUUUUCCUGUGCUUCUUUACCCUCUUUUGCUAAUCACAUAUGAUAUAUUUAGUUGACCAGUAAAGGUUAAAUAA